AUGCAGCAGAUUAUCCCGGAACCCCAUCCCGUGAAUCCGUCUGCCAUCGUCUUUCGCCUGGGGCCGAGCAUCCCCUGUCUCUCUCUAGACUCUUGA
This is a messenger RNA of Colletotrichum paranaense, 96 nucleotides long. RefSeq lists its product as uncharacterized. Lineage: Eukaryota; Fungi; Ascomycota; Sordariomycetes; Glomerellales; Glomerellaceae. The record is from RefSeq and is a predicted model, not a curated record. The transcript has a single exon. Bases 1 to 96 code for a protein of 31 amino acids.